UGGUGAAUGAUCAGUAAAGGGUUAAGUUAGUUUAUAGCUCCCAGAUGAGGGGGAGUACUUCAGGAUGACUCAGGUUUCCUUCUUCCUGUUUUCCAAACAAACUGCGCAACAACAAGCAGCCAGACUUUGUUCUCCUCUAACAGACACAAACAGUCUACAGGAGCGGGCAGGAUGUCUGUGACCAUGACCAAGGCUGAGGGGGUCACUGUGAUCACUUUGACCUCUGACCCCCAAAGUUUUUGUCCUCCACUGUGUCAAAUCUUCAAAGUCCUUUGCUGCAACCCCGUGUGCUGCUCUAUGUCUCAGCACCUGAGGACGGUCCAGAGAACUUCUCAGUCCGUACUGUGGGCUCUUCACAUCAUGGUUGGGUUGCUCAACAUUGGCCUUGGAGCGAUCCUUCUCAGCAACCGUGGUGACAUAUUUCCUUUUUGGCUCGGAGCAGUGUUUGUGUUGUUUGGCAUUAUUGGCAUUUUGUCUAAGAAGUACCCCAGUCCAUGUCUGGUCAUCGUAAAUGUGAUUCUGAAUCUAGCAGGAGUUGGUUUUACCAUUGCAGCCAUCGUACUCUACAGCCUCAAUAUAGCAUACACAGGGAUGUGGUGGAUGUGUGAAAAUUACGAUUAUCAUUACUAUUCAGGCGACAGACACGCUGCAUUUCCAUCUCCUGGGGAGAAGAUCAUGACGGAGAAAUGCCAGGAGGGCAAAGAACUGGUUCUGAUGCUGAUGAGAAGCAUGAAUGUUGUGCUGAUUGUCCUGUCAGCCCUGGAGCUCUGCCUCGUCAUCAGCUCUGCCGUCCUGGGGAUCAAGGCUCUGAGGAGCCGUGAGGACGGAGAAAAGAAGAAGAUUGGUGACCCAGAACUCUACAAACCACUGCUGGAGGAAGUCACCAGUAAUCCCGCGGCCUAAAAUCUGCUUUGUGCUGUCAGUUAUCAGGUACUAUAAUCCUGUGCAUAUAUACCAUUGACUGUAUGUACUGUAACGUCAAUG
Sebastes umbrosus (honeycomb rockfish) is the source of this 984-nucleotide messenger RNA. RefSeq lists its product as uncharacterized. The record is from RefSeq and is a predicted model, not a curated record. The transcript has 7 exons. Gene Ontology annotation, cellular component: membrane. Lineage: Eukaryota; Metazoa; Chordata; Actinopteri; Perciformes; Sebastidae. Bases 172 to 903 code for a protein of 243 amino acids.